This is a messenger RNA of Pediculus humanus corporis (human body louse), 1767 nucleotides long. Its product is annotated as WD-repeat protein, putative. Gene Ontology annotation, molecular function: protein binding. Bases 1 to 1767 code for a protein of 588 amino acids. Lineage: Eukaryota; Metazoa; Arthropoda; Insecta; Psocodea; Pediculidae. Gene Ontology annotation, biological process: maturation of SSU-rRNA from tricistronic rRNA transcript (SSU-rRNA, 5.8S rRNA, LSU-rRNA). Gene Ontology annotation, cellular component: nucleolus. The transcript is spliced from 6 exons. The record is from RefSeq and is a predicted model, not a curated record.
AUGGGAGAUAUUGGGGAUUUUCCUAAUACUUUCAAUAACUCUGGAUCAUUAUAUUCUUUGUGCUCCAGUGACGGUAAAUUAAAAAUAUGGGACACUUCAAAUAAUAUAUUAAAACAAGAAUGUGUGAGAACAUCUCAUCUUAAUUCCUGUUGUACGUGUUUAAUAUGGAUACAAGUAACAAAACAUAGUGGACAUAAACGUAAAAAAUUAAAAUCUGUAGAACACAACAUUGAGGAAAGUUUGGACGUAAUUGCCGUAGGUUCUUCAUUAGGUAGUAUUUCAUUGCAUGAUGUUGCCACAAAUUCAACGAUAGCAGAAUUAGAGGGACAUUCAGGAAAAGUAAAUAGUUUAUCAUGGGCAAAUGGUACAACAUCUUUAUUCAGUUGUUCAAGUGACAAACACAUUAUCGAAUGGGAUUUAUUUCAACACAAAAUCAAAAGCAAAUGGAAAAUAAACAAAGAAAACACUCAUUGUAUAUUGGCAUUAAGUAAUGGUAAAAAUUUAUUAACUGCUAGUUUUACUAUUAAAUUAUGGGAUUUGGAAAAAAAAGAAGUUACUAAAGUUUUUGUCGGACAUGGUACGGAAGUUAUUUCAUUAGUAGAAGUGCCUAAUAAGGAUGGAUAUUUUGUUAGUGCUGCCAAGGGUGAUAGAGUUUUAAGUGUUUGGUCAUUGAACUCGACGGAUAAAAAAUCUAAUUCAAUAGCAUCUUUAAUUCUUCAAAAUGCAGCUCUUUCAAUGCAAAUGAUAAAUGUUGAAAUGGAAACACCGACAACAUUAUUCGCUCUAACAGAAGAAGGAGUCCUUCAAAUAUUUAGGCACAAAUUUAACGGGAAUUUAAGCAAGCCUUUAAAACCAGUUAUGACAAUUUCAUUAGCAUCGGAUAAUAAAGAAUCAAAAUUUAGUAAUCCAAUUCCAAUAUAUGCAAUAUAUCCUAUAUCAAAUGAUAAAAUACUUGUCGCCUAUGGUAAUCUAGCAUUUUUGUUUUUCGAAGUAAUUACAAUAAGUGAAUACGAUCAGGAAAAUGUUGUUCUCGUCAGGGAGGGUAAAAGGAAAAAGGUUGUAAAUGAAUUUAACAGCAAGGCAAAAGUUCCAGUGAGUGGCAACGACGUGGAAUAUCAAUCUGCAAAUUUAGCUCAAAAAAGGGGAAAUAAAAAAAAGAACGAAGCACCGCUUGAGGAAAGGCUUGAAAAUUUAGCACUCGUCAAUCCGCAGUCGAACGAACCUCCGAAAAAGGAUAACACGGCACAAUUAUUGUUGCAAGGCCUUCAAAGCAAAGAUAAAAACAUAUUGCAAAGCAUUCUCAUUCAAGCAGAGCCGUCGGUCAUCGAUGUCACGGUAAAACAUUUACCCGUUCAAGCUUUGGUUCCGCUAAUACGAGAACUCAGCGGUUUAAUGCACGGGAAAACUUUUACAAAUAAAAGCGCCGUAGAUUGGUUACAUUCCAUCGUGCGUACGCAUUCUGGAAUACUUUUGUCAAAUUCGGAACUCUCGGAAAUAUUCGAACCUUUAUUGGCGUCGAUCGAUGCAAGAGUUUCCGUGUUGACUCCUUUGCUUAAAUUAAAAGGACGAUUAUCAUUAAUAACCGAGCAAUUGGGUCACAAUUUAGACGAAACGGUCGAAAGUUCGAUGGAACCUUUAUUUACUUAUCAGGAAGAAUCAUCUGACGAUGGAGAUUUAGAAAAAAUGUCUGAAGGAUCGUUGACGGGUUCCGAUGAUGAUUGGGACGAAUACUCGGAAAUGGAAGAGGAGGAAAUGGACGAAAAAUAA